This is a messenger RNA of Fonsecaea pedrosoi CBS 271.37, 912 nucleotides long. RefSeq lists its product as uncharacterized. The record is from RefSeq and is a predicted model, not a curated record. The transcript is spliced from 4 exons. Gene Ontology annotation, molecular function: catalytic activity. Lineage: Eukaryota; Fungi; Ascomycota; Eurotiomycetes; Chaetothyriales; Herpotrichiellaceae. The coding region runs from base 1 to 912 and encodes 303 amino acids.
AUGGCAGCACCCUCGAAGGUCCCCUGGACAAGACUGAUACGAUUCAUCGGCGCCGAGGACGGCGACGACCAGAUCUACUUUGGCGACGCGAUCGUGCCGACCGCGGAUUUCGACAUUGGCGAUCCGGCAAACCAUGCGUCCUUGACCGCGAGGGUCGUCACGGGCGACCCAUUGCUUCCGACCUGCCAGGUCACGGACCGCGUGCUCGGCGUGAAAAAGCUGCUGGGUCCCUUGACGUACAAAAUGGUUCCCAGCAUUCGAUGCAUUGGAGGGAACUACGUCAGUCACCUGCGCGAAAUCGGAGUCGAACCCCUCAAGUAUCCGGCCAUGUUCUCAAAGACGUCCAACGCGCUGGCCGGGUACGGGGACGACGUCGAGCUCGCGACCUUCAUCCAAGACGACCAGGCCGAUUACGAGGGCGAGCUGGCGAUUGUGAUUGCCAAAGACGCGAAGAACGUCUCGCAGGCGGACGCCAUGGACUAUAUCCUGGGCUAUACGUGUGCGAAUGAUGUCUCUGCGAGGAAAUGGGCCAUGGAUCCAAACCUCGUAGGCACAUUCCCACCCCCUCAAAUGACGUACGGGAAGAGCUUCGACGGCUUCUGCCCUGUCGGACCUUGCAUUGUGUCUGCAGACGUCCUCAAGGACCCCCACGCCCUCGCCCUCCACACAAAAGUCAACGGCGAGCUGCGCCAGCAGAGCAACACGGCGGAGCUGCACUUCAAGAUCCCCGCCCUGGUCGAGUUCCUCAGCCGCGGGUCGACCCUCCACGCGGGGAGCAUCGUCCUCACCGGCACGCCUGGCGGGGUGGGGUUUUCGAUGAAACCGCCCCGGUUCCUGAAGGAGGGGGACACGGUCGAGAUAUACUUUGGUGGGAUUGGGACUUUGAGACACGGCAUCACGCAUGCAAAGUGA